CCAUGGGGCAGGCGUAGGGGGCCGUCGGGGCGGCGGAUUCCGCCUUUUUUGUACCAUAGAUCCUCUCCCGAUCAGGAUCAAGACACGAUGAACUUGCUUCUCCGUCCAACCACACCGCAUCUCCUCCAACUCCUCCAUUUGGUUGAGAAGAGGAGGCCUUGGUAGCGUACAGCAUUCCCACCCGCGCGUCCAGAGCCACCGGCACCACCUCCUCCGCCACCUCUGCGAACAGCGGGCUGAACCGCAGCAGGUACGACUCCCGGCACGUCGUCCCCUCCGGGCACACCGCCAGACCCCCCUCCACCGCCAGCAGCCGCCGCAUCGUCACCGCGUCUCGUCCCCUUUCCCGGGUCAGCCGCACAGUCCGCAUCGGCGCCAACGCCUCCGACACCCGGAUCGUCUCCGCAUCGAUUUUUCGCUCUAUAAUUCUACUGCCAGAUCCUCUGUGAUCGGAUUCGGUUAAGGGUUUCGGUUUGUAGAUCGACUGGUUCUAUUGCCAGAUCGUUUUCAUUCAACACAGAGCAUGAAAACGAUCGGCUUAUUUGGGAUUUUCUUCAAAAUCUUGUUUGCUAAAAUGAUCUAGUUGGGAAAAAUAAAGAGUAUAGAAGAAAAUGGAAUUUUCUUUCUUUGUUCUCGAAUAGGGUUUCCGAUUUCCAUCACAUCCGACGGCAGCUAUUUUCCAUUUGGCAUUUCCGUCCAUCGCCGGCAGGCAGGAUCAUGGCCGUCCAAGCCCAGGCGGCCGCCGAAGCGGCGCUUCUCCGAUCGCUGAAUUGCAACAGCACAGUUCCGGUGGCGGAAUUGCUCGCCGCAGCUCGAUUUCUGCUCACGGACCUAGUCAAUAAGAUGCCUGAGGUCCAGCUUGGCCAGAAGAGUGAGUACUUAGAAGAAGAUGGAGACAGGGAUAGCGAUGGGGAUGGCAAGGGAGACAAAGAUGGAGAUUCGGAGGGAGGAGGAGAGGAGCACUCGGAGGAAGACAAUGUGGGCCGUGAAAACCCAAAUGAUGCGAACAGCAAUGAAGCUGCAGGAGGUGAUGAGGAUGAUGAUGGAGGCAAACCAGAUGGGGAAGAUGAGAAUGAAGGGGAAGAGCCUGAAGAUCAGGAUCCCAAUGACAACAAUGAACAAGAUGAUGACGAUGACGACGAUGAUGAUAGUGGUAAUGCUGAGGAUGAGGGGGAAGAGGAGGAAGAGGAUGAUGAAGAAGAGGUUGAAGACAUAAUUCAACCCCCAAAAAAGAGAAAGAAAUGAAUGAUCAAGUUUGACAUUUAGCUACUGUUAUUCACCUUGCUUUGUUCAGCUGUUUUAAGUCAUUAAUCUUGGAGAAUUAUCAUGUAAUGGACCAGAACAAACUUUGAUUUCUGAGAAUAUACAACCUCAUUUUGCUUUCUCA
Molecule: messenger RNA, 1387 nt
Organism: Zingiber officinale
Lineage: Eukaryota; Viridiplantae; Streptophyta; Magnoliopsida; Zingiberales; Zingiberaceae
Product: phosphopantothenoylcysteine decarboxylase subunit VHS3-like
Exons: 2
Coding region: 718-1245 (175 amino acids)
Source: RefSeq, a predicted model, not a curated record